AUGCCUACCGAAUCUGUCCUCCCAGAGAGGAAACGCAAACACAAAAAUAAAGAGCACGAACCCUCCAAAAAGCGCAAAAAUGCCGCCACAACAGCCUCCGGCGAUGUCGAGAUGGAGAUACCCUCUUCACCCAAGAUAGAAAAAGGCCGACAAGUCGUCUCAGUUACCGACGCAGCAAAGUCAGAUGCUGGCUCCCCAUUCCGUCUUAUCAAUGCGACCAUGUAUGUCCCACUCUCGCCGAUUUCGAUUUCUUCCACACAUGCCUCCGCUUCACUUAUUGCGGAACACUUGGCACCGUUACUUUUGACGUACUACCCUCCCUUCCAGGGCAUUGUGUUGGCGUACUCCAAUGGUUCGAUUUCUGAAAGCCCACCGGUGCCGGGGCAAGUCCAUAGUUCCUCAUCGCAGCCUGAUUUCGAUAAUCCGAAGCCAUUGACACUUGCUCUGACCGCUAAUGAAUACGGAGUUCUCUACUUAUAUCUCACCGCGACAUUUUUGAUUUUCAGUCCGCAAAAGGGUCAGGUUUUGGAAGGAUGGAUCAAUGUUCAAUCUGAGGGGUUCGUGGGUGCUAUUGUUCAUAACCUGUUUUCUGUGGGCAUUGAGAGGAAACGACUCCCCAAAAGCUGGAAAUGGGUUCCUCCAGGUGCUGAUGAGGAUGAGAGUAAUACGGCCAGUGAUAAGAAAAAGGGAUACGUCUCUGCAACAUCGGGUGACGAGGAUGGUUCUUCUGGUAGCAACAAGGUGGCCUUCGACGCUGAGAAGGAACAUUUUACACCUCUGCCCAAGAAAGUUAGUCGCCAACCUAUCAAUCUGCUCGACUCAGAUACGAAUAUGCUCGGAGAAGAGUUUGGCGAAUACGAUGAUGAAGAGGACGAUGAGGCGUCUAAUGCGACGGGCUACUUUCAAAGUGUUUCUGGUCACCGUGUUCGCGGCACAAUUCGUUUCCGUGUCCGAGAUGUAGACGUUAUCCCUGGCGCCGAUCCGGAUCGUGGAUUUUUGAGUAUAGAAGGAACCAUGCUUACGCCGGAAGAGGAGGCACGGUUGGAGGAAGAAGAGCGCAAUGGGCCUCUGCCAGUGACGAGACAACGUGAUCCGUAUGCCAUGACCGGUGCAGCAAGUUCGCAAUCAGUUUCACAAAGUCAAAACUCGCAAGUUAAUGUUGCAGAAGUUAGGUUGCCAGAGACAGCGACACCAGCAUCGACUACAACAACAACAACAACAGCAGCAGCAAAGUCGGAAUCUAAAGACGACAAGAAAAAAGAAAAGAAAAAGAGCAAGGACAAAUCAAAGUCCAAGACUAAGGAAGUAACAGUUUUAUGA
Talaromyces marneffei is the source of this 1320-nucleotide messenger RNA. RefSeq lists its product as uncharacterized. The record is from RefSeq and is a predicted model, not a curated record. The transcript has a single exon. Gene Ontology annotation, cellular component: RNA polymerase I complex. Gene Ontology annotation, biological process: DNA-templated transcription initiation. Bases 1 to 1320 code for a protein of 439 amino acids. Lineage: Eukaryota; Fungi; Ascomycota; Eurotiomycetes; Eurotiales; Trichocomaceae.